Macadamia integrifolia is the source of this 2548-nucleotide messenger RNA. RefSeq names its product UPF0481 protein At3g47200-like. The transcript has 3 exons. Bases 809 to 1690 code for a protein of 293 amino acids. The record is from RefSeq and is a predicted model, not a curated record. Lineage: Eukaryota; Viridiplantae; Streptophyta; Magnoliopsida; Proteales; Proteaceae.
UAUUCACAGUGUUUUAGAAAAUCUCAUAUUUGAUUUUUUAGCCUACGCUUAGAAAUAGAACUAAAAUCCAAGAGGAGCUAGCAUGGUGUUGCCCUUGGUUUGGCAAAACAAAGGGUACAUGUGUUUUUUCAUUGUGUAGGAGAGAGAUAGACACAUGCAUGGGAGCAUUGGUGUUGGCCACACUCGAUCCUAAACAGAGUUCUUUCCCCUUUAUUGAAAAACUCAUAUAACCUCUUAACAGCCCUUCGAAAUUAAUCCACUUAUGCAAAUGACAGAAUACACAAGACAUCGUACCCCCAACAGUUUGUAUAGUUCUAUUGAAGUAAGGGUUAUUUCUAGCUAUCAUUCUAUCCAAGUAUAAUAUAUAUAUAUAUAUAUAUAUUUUAAUAUGUAAUUGAAUGAUAUAUUAGAGGAAUGAAACAAGAAGGCAACCCCUAAAAACCCUCUCCAAACAUACCAAGAGAGGGAAAAGAGUCCCUACUCCAUAAUAAAUACCAUGAGACAGUUGUUAACUACUUGAAACGUUAAAACCACCCAAACUAUUUUGAAGUCUUUUGAACACAAAGGGUCCACUGCAAUGUGCAUCACGUUCAUCUUUAUGAUGUCUUAACAUUCAAAUUUCCAUCUAAAGGAAAAAAUAGACAGAACAGACCCUAUUCUUUGGAAAUUCUUAUGCAGCACCUAGCUUGGAAGGUAAAUAAAGUGUGAUGUUCCCUACCACCUUCUGUGUAUAAAUAGAGUUGUGGAUGCAAGACACAGCAAUGCAAAUAAAACAAUAACAACACACUACGUCCUUUGUGUUUAUCUAAUGGCCUCAUCCAAGAAUGCACCACUCAAGACUAGCGAGGUUACAAUAGAAAUGCCAAUGGGUCAAGAAGGUUAUAUGCUAGACCCAUGCAAGGAGUUGAUGAAUAUCUUCGGGUACAAGGCUCAAGCAGGAGCAAGUAGCUCAUCUGCAGAAGCGAAAACAAGACCUAAGAUACAGGAGGUUCCGCAAAUUAUGAGGGAGAAUGAAAAGAACAAGAUUAAUUAUUUUCCAAAACUAGUAUCCAUUGGCCCAUACCACUAUGGCAACCGAAAGCUCGAGGAGGGGCAGGCCCUCAAGACUAGACUCGUUCAAGAAUUCUCAUCCUAUGUACAGAAUAUCUCAGGGAAAAAGAAAAGUCUCGAGGCUUAUUUCCACUCAAAGGAGUUCGGUAAGGUAGUCAGUGAGGCAAAAAACUGUUAUGCCAUGAUUCCGAAGGAAGUGUCCACUGAUGAAGCAUUCAAAUGUUUGAUGUUCUUAGAUGGUUGCUUUGUGGUGUAUUUCAUUCAUUGCGUUGUAAACAAGAGUAAGGAUGCGCAGAUGAUGAAGAAUCACCACAAAGCAAUCAUAACAAUGGACUUGUUCUUGCUUGAGAAUCAACUCCCAUAUACAGUUCUUCAAGCAUUAGUAAAUGAGUUCAUGCCUCCCGAAAAAAAUUAUGAUAUCGAUAAGUUCAUCAAAAAGCAAACUGUAGCCAGAGGCAGUAAAGGAAGGGAAACAAAUUUGUAUCGACUGCUUCAAACAUAUUUUGAAAGGGUUAUACAUUGUCGGUGUUGCAAUAAAACGGACAACACACUCAAAUCAGAAGGCUCUUCUUCUUCGAGAAAGACCGAACCCCUUCAUCUUCUCGACUAUGUCCGGACAGAAUUUCUUAUCACUGCAUGAUCACCAUCUAGUGAUCAGUCUGAACGUGAUUCUGGAGAUAAAAUGGAAUAGCGGUCCUUCCGUCCAGUCGAAGAGCUCAAAGCUGCAGGGAUCCAUUGCAAGACCAGUGGGUCAUCCUCUGUGAAGGAAAUCAAAUUCAAACCAUACAAACUUAUGUAUGGAUCGCUUUCUCUUCCAGCCAUUGUCAUUGAUGACUCCUUCAAGACUAAGUGGUUAAACAUGUUAGCAUACGAAGCAUGCACUGAUUUCAUAAAUGAUGGUGGCAUCACUUCCUUCAUAUGUUUCAUGGAUUCGCUCAUCGAUCGUCCUGAAGAUGUGAUUCAUGUGAAAGAGCUCCGAGAGAAAGGUAUACUCCAAAAGUCACUUGGGAGUGACGAACAUGUAGGUCAUCUUUUCAAUGAGUUGGCCACCGACUUGACACCAAACCCUUAUGAGUAUCGACAAGUUAAACGUGACAUUGAGAAGCAUUUCAACAGGACGUGGGCCGUUUGGUUUGCUGAGGGUCUCCACACACAUUUGAUGAGUAUCGACAAGUUAAAACCCUGGACUGUGCCUGCCUUCGUAGCUACACUAUUAAUCCUCUUUCUCACUGUUGUUCAGACCUACUUUGCAGCCUUCCCUAAGGGUAAAAAAUAACAACACUUAGCCACCACCACUACAUGCCCUGCAACUCUGUGGUGGAUUCCAUCUGUGUGGAUCAGUCUCAUACGAGAAUGAUUCUCGCACGAAAACUUGGUCCGCUCUACUUGAUCACCACAUACCCUAGACCACACUACCACCUUCAUAUAUAUAUAUAUAUAUAUAUGUAUACAAAUCUCCUCUUUUAUACUUGGUGCCUAUGUACAUUUUCCUAUGAUA